CGUAAAACAGGCAUCUCCGCGGGCAGCCACGCUCGGGGUCCUCACGCCGCCAUUUGCCUCCCACUGAGGUCACUUGUGUUGUACACACUCAAGGCGUGCAGGUCAUAUUGAGGACGGAGCUGCAGCCAUGAUCGGCCGGAUCCUCGGUACCCGGUACCAACAGCUCGCCAAAAACUGGUAAGAGACAGAAUCAUUAAACAAUUUAAACAUUUUUUAUUUUUUAAUAUUUGUUUUUUUGCUUGAUUAUGUUAAGAAAUCUCACCCACUGCAGUUGUGUAUCUCUCUGUAACUGAUCACUAACACAGAAUUUCAACUUAUUAAUAUAUAUAAUGUAGGUCUGUGUUACAAGCUUGAGAUCUUUAUCAAUGCUGCACUUUUACUCAGAGUACAGGGGUUAAAAUAUGCAAUUAAUGUGAUUAAAAACCUAUCUUUACUUUCUACCUUAGUAGUGUGCUCUGUAGUCUUUUAAUAUAUUAUAUAUAUUAUGGUGAACUGUUCCUUUUGGAUAGUGGCAUGUGAAUACUGCACACGUUGUAGAAUUUGAUAUUAGAAAUACACUUCAGGCACCUUUUAAUUCAAAAAUCUGUUUUAUUUACAAUUAUUCACAAUCCAUUGUUUUUAGCAAUAAUUGCAAACGCACACAGUACCUCGGCUUUUAAGGGAGCCUUUUGAUUAAAAAUAGGUUUCCCCCCCCCCCUGCCUCCCCAGCUGCAUGUUGUGUAUCAAUGUGUAUAUAUGUGUAUUGAGUGAUUUUUCAGGUAAGUACAUUUUUUUUUUAUGUGUUUUUUUUUUUAAUAACCGCAACAUUUCGAACACCAUAAUGGCUACAUCAGAAUGAUGAUGUUAUGGCGCCAGGAAGACACUUCAGGUUACCCUCAGAGGUUACACAGUUAACGAACGGUUUAACCCCAACUUCUUCAGUCAGGCUCUGGUCAGUUGAUGCCCUCAGGUGGAGUGUCUCCUUAUCCACGAAUCCGUUUUGAUAAAUGGUAGCAAUUGGUUAUCGGCUCGCCUGUCCGAGGCGUUCUGUUUGAAGCUAUGGACUUCAACAAAGGUUCGGAACAGAUAUUUGUAAAAAGGUUCGGAACACAGCUGACCAGUGCCUUACUUAAGGUUAAACUAUCCUUUGACUGUUUAACACAUUAAAGUAAGCCAGUGCCACGGACCUCGUGGCACUAUAACAACUUAAUUCUGUUUAAAUUGUUAUUGUGUACAGAGUGUCCCUUCAAUUCUCCUUUAUUUCCAUUUUAAAAAUAGUUAUCUAAAAGCUGGAAUCUCCAUAGUUUGUACAAGUACUGGGUUACUCAUUAAAGCGAGAAUUGUCUGAAUUUUUAAUCUUAGGCCAGAAUAGCUGAAUUGCAAGCGCUAACAUGGAUAACAUUUUCCAAUACAGUAGUUUUUAGUUCAUAAUAUUGGCAGUAUAUUUUUCCGAUAAUUACAUGGUGCGCUUGUGUUCAUAUACAGUUUUUGUGUUACAUUCCCCCCCAAAAAAAUGCUUUAUACUACUUUGAAAAGUGUGGCAAUUCUAGCUUGCAAUACCUGUUUACAUCAAAUUACUUUCUCUGUCAAAUGUAAAAUGAAAAUAAACUUCCAGUACUCAAAAUAUCUUUUUAUAGUUGAAAAUGUUUUAUUAUUGUUCAGAUUCUUUAGAUUAAAGGGCUCACAAAGACCCUAAUAUUUAGCUUGUUUUUGUUAUCAAUGUGUUUACUAGAUUGUGUUAUCAGUGUGUCUAGCUUUCAUGUAUAGUUUACCUCUGAUUUAUCUCUUUCAGGGCUCCCAUCGCAGCCACAUGGGGGACAGUAGCAGGAGUGGGGCUGAUUUGGGCCACGGACUGGAGGCUUUUUCUUGACUAUGUACCAUAUGUGAAUGGAAAGUUUAAAGACAAGUGAAUCUAAAAACAUGGGUUAAAAAAAAAAAUAUUUAACAGAGUAGGUAAAUUUUUUUUUUAAUUUUUUUUUCGUUCCAGUUUCAAUGUAAGUUUUACAUUUCUUUAAAAUGACUUGUGUUGCUCUGAAUUUGUUUAUAGUAUAUGAUGGGUUGCAUCUCUUAGUGUCAUUGAGAUUUUGUAAUACAUGCCUCUCCUUCCGUUCUGUUUGGUUCAAAUUUGUAGAUUACAUUUUAUUACAAACAUGAUAGAUGUUUCACAUGAACACUGUUACAUUUUAAGAUUUUCAUGAAAUCACGGCAACAAGAAAUGGAUACACAUUGCCUUGGAGGGGGGAGGGAAGAAGUAUUUCAUUCUGAUCUUAUCUUAUUAGUCAUUUUCUAAAAGUCCUUCAAGGAUAAGGGGAUAAGCCACGGUUCCACCUCCCCUAUAGCAGCCCUGUACUGCAUCUUUACACUUCCAUAUAUCACAAAGAUACAUGAUGUGUUCAAAUUAAAAUAUUUGCUCCCCUCUCCUCUGUUCCAGCGUAGCCAUCUUUGAACUUUGUGGUGAUUACUCUUCAUGUAACAUCCAUAUCUGGGCCUUCCUCAGCUUCUAUUCUUCAGUGAUUUUGCCCUGCUUGGGGACACGUCCUUAAAGGACCACUAUAGUGCCAGGAAAACAUACUCGUUUUCCUGGCACUAUAGUGCCCUGAGGGUGCCCCCACCCUCAGGGACCCCCUCCCGCCCGGCUCUGGAAGGGGGAAAGGGGUAAAAACUUACCUUUUUCCAGCGCUGGGCGGGGAGCUCUCCUCCUCCUCUCCGUCUCCGUUACGCCCCGCCGGCUGAAUGCGCACGCGCGGCAAGAGCUGCGCGCGCAUUCAGCCGGUCUCAUAGGAAAGCAUUUACAAUGCUUUCCUAUGGGCGCUUGCGUGCUCUCGCUGUGAUUUUCACAGUGAGAAGCACGCAAGCGCCUCUAGUGGCUGUCAAUGAGACAGCCACUAGAGGAUUAGGGGGAAGGCUUAACCCAUUCAUAAUUAUAGCAGUUUCUCUGAAACUGCUAUAAUUAUGAAAAAAUGGGUUAACCCUAGAAGGACCUGGCACCCAGACCACUUCAUUAAGCUGAAGUGGUCUGGGUGCCUAGAGUAGUCCUUUAAGCAGGGCAAACCUUAUUGCCAGCGUCGGAAUGGAAUCACGCCCUUCUAAUCCCUAUAUAGUGCUAGAAGCGCUGUCUGUGGGAAGUCUUUUCUGCUCACCCUUGUCAGACCCGAGGUAUUGCCUAACCGCUGAGAGAAAAGAUCUCUCCCUCUCUCUCCCUCUCCCUCUCCCUCUCCCUCUCCCUCUCCCUCUCCCUCUCUCCUCUCCUCUCCUCUCCCUCUCCCUCCUCUCUCCUCUCCCUCUCCCUCUCCUCCCUCUCCUCUCCCUCUCCCUCUCUCCUCUCCCUCCCCCUCUCUCCUCUCCUCUCUCUCUCUCUCCCUCCCUCUCUCCUCUCUCUCCCUCUCCCCUCUCUCUCUCCCCCUCUCUCUCUCUCUCCCCCUCUCUCUCUCUCUCUCCCCCCCGAAAUCACUGCACUUCUAAGCCACACUGAUAUGGGGAAAUGAAGCAAGGUAAUCUUUACCGUUAUGGACCAUUAAAAUGGUGCUUAAAGAGACUUUUUGGGGGGGUUUAUUUAAAUGUUAACAAGCGCAACAAUGAUUAUUAAAACUAUUUUCUCUCUGUUCCAGCUUUUUGUGGAUUCUUCUGUGACCGCAGUCAAGCUAGCUUCUAACAAGCCUCAUUUUGAGCUCUUGCACAUGUUCUGAAUCCUUGCUCUCUGGAAGAAGCUGCUUAUUUAAAAGUCAGUUAUGCAAUUUCAAUUAGGACGUCGCCAUUAAAAACUUCCAAGAUAACUGAAUACAUACUCUGUGUGAACAAUCUUAUUACAUUAUUUUGUGUACAUUCUAAAAUGAACAUGCUGAAAAGUUGGUUAAUAAAGUUAUUAUAAUUUUCUCCACGUAGUUGAAUGGUAUAACUUGACGUGUUUUAUCUUCACAGUAUGAUGUAUACAACACAAACAGCCAAGAAUAUUUCAGCAGUGCACAAACAAGGAUUCAAAUGGUUAUGUACUAACAAAUGAAAUAUCCUCAACAAUC
This is a messenger RNA of Pelobates cultripes (western spadefoot toad), 3995 nucleotides long. The record is from the annotation of a GenBank genome assembly. Lineage: Eukaryota; Metazoa; Chordata; Amphibia; Anura; Pelobatidae.